UAUCUAUAGACUAGACAUUAAACAAACAAUGUGCCUACCUACAAAAACUUAAUAAUAAAAUAGCUUUUAUUUAGUAGAAUAACACAAAUACACUGUGCAUUUUUUUAACGUUAAAAUUUUUUAGAUUCUGUGCAACAUAUUAAGGCUCGAAGGCUCGAAGGACUCUUUCCAAGGCUUCAUAUUAAAACUAUUACACAUUAAAAAAAUGUCUGCAAUGUUGUCUAAAUGUCAAAUCUAGUGAAAUUUCUUUUAUUUUCGCCAUGACCUGUAAUUUUUUCAGUGAACUCUGUUGCCUGUUUUGUUGUCCGCCAUGCCCAGGGAAAAUCGCGGCUAAGCUUGCAUUCCUGCCUCCCGAACCCACGUAUGCAUUUACACCUGACGAAACUGGAUCAAAAUUUUCUUUAACACUCACCGAGCGAGCAGAGUGGCAAUAUUCAGAGCGUGAAAAAGAAAACAUCGAAGGUUUCUACUCUAGAACUACAAGAGGCAACCGAAUCGCUUGUCUCUUUGUUCGAUGCAGCCCAAACGCUCGCUUUACAAUAUUGUUUUCGCAUGGGAAUGCGGUAGAUCUCGGACAGAUGAGUAGUUUCUAUUUAGGCUUAGGUACUAGGAUAAAUUGUAAUAUAUUCAGCUACGACUAUUCUGGAUACGGUGUGAGUGGUGGUAAGCCGUCAGAGAAAAAUUUGUAUGCGGAUAUUGAUGCAGCUUGGCAAGCACUAAGGACACGUUAUGGCAUCAGCCCGGAGAACAUAAUCCUGUACGGACAGAGCAUUGGUACUGUGCCUACAGUGGACCUGGCCGCGCGCUACGAAGUAGGCGCCGUAGUGCUGCACUCGCCUCUCAUGUCUGGUAUGCGGGUGGCUUUCCCCAACACUAAGAGGACUUGGUUCUUUGAUGCUUUUCCAAGUAUCGACAAAAUUCCAAAGGUGACCUCUCCUGUUCUUGUGAUACAUGGAACUGAAGAUGAGGUGAUUGAUUUCUCACACGGACUGGCAAUAUACGAGCGCUGUCCUCGCGCCGUUGAACCUUUAUGGGUUGAGGGAGCUGGUCACAAUGACGUGGAACUGUUCAACCAGUACCUGGAGAGGCUGAAACGGUUCGUGUCCGUGGAGCUGCUCAACUGACAAAGACUGCCGGCCGCUGGCCAAACCACUCAAGGCGAUGAUCAAAAUCCUGCAUCGACAUUGAGCUCUGGAACUUCUAGUUCGGCCACAGAGAGACUACUCUAGCUAGCGGGGGCCGGGCCUAGUCGGGCCGGCCCCAAC
Papilio polytes (common Mormon) is the source of this 1265-nucleotide messenger RNA. RefSeq names its product alpha/beta hydrolase domain-containing protein 17B. The transcript has 5 exons. Bases 261 to 1124 code for a protein of 287 amino acids. NCBI's taxonomy places the organism in Eukaryota, Metazoa, Arthropoda, Insecta, Lepidoptera, Papilionidae. Gene Ontology annotation, cellular component: plasma membrane; endosome membrane. Gene Ontology annotation, biological process: protein depalmitoylation. The record is from RefSeq and is a predicted model, not a curated record. Gene Ontology annotation, molecular function: palmitoyl-(protein) hydrolase activity.